Molecule: messenger RNA, 738 nt
Organism: Alternaria conjuncta
Lineage: Eukaryota; Fungi; Ascomycota; Dothideomycetes; Pleosporales; Pleosporaceae
Exons: 2
Coding region: 1-738 (245 amino acids)
Molecular function (GO): protein binding
Source: RefSeq, a predicted model, not a curated record
AUGUCGAUCUCAGGCCUUUCGACUGAAAUCGACGAGAUGAUCAUCCAAUACCUCCCGCAUCACGCCCUUCACAACCUGACGCUUACGAACAAGUACUAUCGCAAGAUAGCGGAGCCAUAUCUUUACAGGCACGUCCAAGUAUGCAGUCCAAACAUCCUCUCCGUACCACGUCUGCUAUUAACUCUAAUCAGCCGUAGGGAGCUCUCGAAGCACAUCCGGAGCUUCGCCUUCGACAUUGCUAACGAGCAAUGGGAAGCAGACCUUCACUAUCUGAGCUAUUACGAUCCGAACAACACAAUCGAGAAGGUCAGCAAAGAUCUCUCCAAAAGGUCAUCGGAGGUACAGAAGGCUCUCAAGGAACUCGCGUACCCAUUGAAAGAGCCUCUGUUUGACGUGACGUGGUACUACAAUGUGUCCAGGGAGAUCUGGACUAUAGAUGCGUCGCUUGCCCUCAUACUCUGUCUCGCAACCAACCUCGAACACCUUCGGCUGAUGAACACGAGUUCUGCUAUCAUCGAAGCCGUCUGCCCCUCACGCUGGCAAAGGCUCACCAAAAGCCCGUCCUUGGGAGUCUGGCCCUUGAAAAAGUUGAAGAGCCUAGAUGUAGCCCUUGGAAAGGAAGCGUCUAUCCCAAUAUUGGCACCUGUCGAGACCCUGAAGGUCAACGGCAUCUGUGAAUACUACAAAAACGGCGGCAACCAUAACUUCCAAUGCCGGAUCAGCUUCAUCGCAUGUUAG